Molecule: messenger RNA, 2309 nt
Organism: Trifolium pratense (red clover)
Lineage: Eukaryota; Viridiplantae; Streptophyta; Magnoliopsida; Fabales; Fabaceae
Product: 2-hydroxyacyl-CoA lyase
Exons: 2
Coding region: 405-2123 (572 amino acids)
Biological process (GO): fatty acid alpha-oxidation
Cellular component (GO): peroxisome
Molecular function (GO): catalytic activity; thiamine pyrophosphate binding; magnesium ion binding
Source: RefSeq, a predicted model, not a curated record
AAUAAUAAUAAGAAUAGAAACUAAAUUGAUGGUUUAGUAAAGUAGGAGCGAGCAGAUUAAUUAAAGAAAAACAAGGUUGAGCUAAGCAAUUUGGCUAAGAAGAAAGAAGAGUGAAAAUAUGACCGUGGUUGGUUGGUGAAUGAAUUUUAACUGGUGGAGGCAUGAGCUGGUGAGUAGUAGUGAGGUGAGGUCCCAAUGGGAAGACACAAUUUUUAGAUACAUACAUAAAUGAAUCCUCCUAUGUUUUUAUAAGAACCAAAUUUUGCUUCUUCUUUCAUUUCAAUUCAACUCAACUCAAAUAAGAACCAACUUAUCAUUCAUUCUUCUUUCUUCAUUAUAAAAGAAGAUACUCAUCUUCUCAGUUCUCUCAACUUCAAACAUUAUUACUUACUAAUUUCAAUUCAAUGGGUGAACAACAAGAACAAAUUGACGGUAACGUCCUUGCAGCCAAGUCUCUUGCUCAAUUCGGCGUCCAACACAUGUUCGGCGUCGUUGGAAUCCCAGUCACCUCACUCGCCACACGCGCCGUCUCUCUCGGCAUCCGUUUCAUUGCUUUCCACAACGAACAGUCCGCCGGUUACGCCGCCUCCGCUUACGGCUACCUAACCUCUCGUCCCGGAGUUUUUCUCACUGUCUCCGGUCCUGGUUGCGUCCACGGUCUAGCCGGUCUCUCUAACGCCGGCGCCAAUACAUGGCCUACCGUCAUGAUCUCCGGUUCAUGUAACCAAAACGACGCUGGUCGUGGCGAUUUCCAAGAACUCGAUCAGAUCGAAGCUGUUAAGCCUUUCACCAAAUUCGCAGUCAAAGCUACUCACAUCUCUCAAAUCCCUAAUUGCGUUGCACAGGUUCUCGAUCACGCUGUUUCGGGUCGACCUGGUGGUUGUUACUUGGAUCUUCCCACCGAUGUCUUGCAUCAGAAGGUUUCGCAAUCCGAAGCUGAAUCUCUUUUGAUCGAAGCAAAAGCACUGGCCGAGAAGAACAAGAAGAAUAACCGCGCAAACGUUGAAGCUUCCAAGAUCGAAGAAGCUAUUUCGCUUCUGAGACACGCCGAGAGGCCUUUGAUUGUGGUUGGGAAAGGAGCUGCUUAUGCUAGAGCAGAAGAUGAAUUGAAAAAACUGGUGGAAAGAACUGGAAUUCCGUUUCUUCCAACUCCCAUGGGGAAAGGUUUGUUGCCGGACGAUCAUUCCUUGGCUGCAACCGCUGCUAGGUCGCUUGCCAUCGGAAAAUGUGACGUGGCGAUUGUCAUUGGAGCGAGGCUGAAUUGGCUUCUUCAUUUCGGGGAACCUCCCAAAUGGUCAAAGGAUGUCAAGUUUAUAUUGGUGGAUGUGAGUAGUGAAGAAAUUGAGCUAAGAAAACCGUUUUUAGGUAUAGUUGGAGAUGCUAAACAAGUUUUGGAGAUUCUAAAUAGAGAGAUUAAGGAUGAUCCGUUUUGCUUGGGGAGCACUCAUCCAUGGGUGGAUGCUAUUGCCAAAAAAUCAAAGGAGAAUGCUUCUAAGAUGGAGGCUCAGUUGGCAAAGGACGUUGUGCCAUUUAAUUUUCUUACGCCAAUGAGGAUUAUAAGAGAUGCUAUUUUGGAAUUUGGAGGAAGUCCUGCUCCUGUGGUGGUUUCUGAAGGUGCUAAUACCAUGGAUGUCGGUCGAGCUGUGUUGGUUCAGAAGGAGCCAAGGACUAGGUUGGAUGCUGGCACUUGGGGGACUAUGGGGGUUGGUCUUGGUUAUUGUAUUGCGGCUGCGGUUGCUUAUCCUGAUCGCCUUGUGGUUGCCGUUGAAGGGGAUUCUGGAUAUGGAUUUAGUGCAAUGGAAGUUGAGACAUUGGUUAGGUACCAACUGCCAGUGGUGGCCAUUGUUUUCAACAAUGGUGGUGUAUAUGGUGGUGACCGUAGAAGCGCAGAAGAGAUAAAUGGACCUCACAAAGAGGAUCCCGCACCAACAUCCUUUGUUCCAAAUGCAGGGUACCACACUAUGAUGGAAGCUUUUGGUGGAAAGGGUUAUCUUGUUGGGACACCUGAUGAACUUAAGUCAGCUCUCUCUGAGUCCUUCUCUGCUAGGAAACCAGCCGUCAUAAAUGUUGUCAUUGAUCCCUAUGCUGGUUCUGAGAGUGGGAGGCUGCAACACAAGAAUUGAUCUCUCUUAUUCUUAUUGCUUGCCAAAUGAAUGAUAUGUAGCAUCCUUUCUUUUCAUUCAUUGUAAUUCGGUAUUUAGUUUUGCUUUUGAUUAUAUAUUGUACGUUUUUGUUUUCAGAAAACAGAAAAUGUAGAAAAAAAAUAAGCAUAAUAAAACCACACUAUCAAUUACUACUAAUAAAUAAAA